AUGAAUUCUAAUUAUGACAAUGAGCGCAACGAACUGGAGCACGAGCUCCAUACUGAGAUCAUUCCCGGGACAGAGAUCAUGACCGAUGUUGGCACACAUCAUUUCGUCAAGUCGUCCUCCCAUCCAGACCGAGUGCUCGUGCCGCAGCCAUCGAAUGACCCUCAUGAUCCCCUCAACUGGUCGAGGAUGAGGAAGCUUGUCGUCAUGGCCAGUGUUACCACCAUGACGUUCAGCCAGGGCUUCGGACCGCUAGCCCUAGCUCCCAUGUUCCCCCAACUGAUGGAGGCCUUUGAUGCCAGCCUCGCCGAUGUGGUCAAGUUCACCGGCGUUUGUAUUCUGGUACUGGGCUUUAGUAACUUCUUCUGGAUCCCAAUCCAAACCACCUUCGGCCGACGACCAGUCCUCAUAUUCUCCACGCUUAUCUUCGUCGUCAGCAAUAUUUGGCGAGCAACAGCAAAAGACUACGGGAGUUACAUGGGCGCAUGCGUCUUGAAUGGAUUCGGCGCUGGACCCGCAGAGACAUCCCAGCCGGAGAUCAUCGCAGACAUCCUCUUCCUCCACGAGAGAGGCGCAUACAACACCUUAUACUUUACUUUCUACUUCGGCUCUCUCAUGGUCGGACCCAUCGUUUCUGGCCCGAUGGCAGAGCGGGUCGGCUGGCGUAACUUCUUCUGGUUGAACGUCGGUCUUCUAGGGCUCGCUCUGCUGCUGGUAGUAUUUUGUUUCCCUGAGACGAAAUGGAGUCGCAUUACCCCUAUAGACGGCAGUGACGCUGCAUUGCAGUCGUCGGAUACUACGUCGGACCCUGAGAAGCCGGGCGAAAGUACAUUCCACGAGAACGUCACCGGCGAAACCGACAAUACCACUCCCGUCUCGCACGUAGGCAAAGGAACUCCGUCCAAGCAGCAAUUCAAGCUAUGGCAACCACCAAGUAACGGGUUCAAGACACUUCUCACCAGCUUCUGGAUCCCUUGGAAACUACACAUCUUCCCUAUUGUUGAACUCGCCGCGUUCAAUGUCUCGUGGUCUGCUAGUGUCUUCCUAACUCUGAACCUGACGCAGAGCCAGGCAUUCGCUGCACCACCAUACAACUUCUCCAGCGAGACAAUCGGGUUCUUCAAUAUCGCUAUCCUGAUAGGAGCGAUAAUCGGGCUGCUCACCAACGGGCCAUUGUCGGAUUGGAUCUCCAUGAGAGCGACAAUUAAGAAUGGCGGUAUCCGUGAGCCCGAGAUGAGGCUUCCAGCUGUCAUUCCCUACCUCAUCGUCAGUAUAAUCGGGAACUUCAUCGUUGCGUUUGGGUACCAAUACAAAUGGGACUGGAGGGCAAUUGUCAUAAUCGGCUACACAGCCGCCGGAAUCCAAGUCGCUGCACUCCCAGCAAUCAUCAGCACAUACGCAGUCGACAGCUACAAACCAGCCGCAGGGUCCAUCUUCGUGACCAUCACCGUGAACAAGAAUCUGUGGGGUUAUGGGUUUAGUGAGUUCAUCACGACCUGGAUUGAGAAGGAUGGCUUUGUCAAGCCGAUUAUGCUGAAUAUGUCGCUUGCUGUGCUUUGGUGCCUUUGCUGUAUUCCGUUUUAUGUUUAUGGGAAGAGGCUGAGGAGGUUUACGGCCAAGUCUAAGGUGCAUUCUAUGUAG
Molecule: messenger RNA, 1638 nt
Organism: Aspergillus puulaauensis
Lineage: Eukaryota; Fungi; Ascomycota; Eurotiomycetes; Eurotiales; Aspergillaceae
Product: putative MFS transporter
Exons: 6
Coding region: 1-1638 (545 amino acids)
Biological process (GO): transmembrane transport
Molecular function (GO): transmembrane transporter activity
Source: RefSeq, a predicted model, not a curated record